This is a messenger RNA of Schistocerca piceifrons (Central American locust), 663 nucleotides long. Its product is annotated as tyrosine decarboxylase-like. The coding region runs from base 1 to 663 and encodes 220 amino acids. Lineage: Eukaryota; Metazoa; Arthropoda; Insecta; Orthoptera; Acrididae. The transcript has 4 exons. Gene Ontology annotation, biological process: carboxylic acid metabolic process. The record is from RefSeq and is a predicted model, not a curated record. Gene Ontology annotation, molecular function: carbon-carbon lyase activity; pyridoxal phosphate binding.
AUGGCAGAGGAUAAGAGUUUAUUGGGUUCACCAAGUGAAUGUAUCUUUAUAUCACUCAUUGCUGCACGCCAUCAGGCUAUUAAAGCAUUGAUGGUUGAUAAAAAGAAGGAUGAAAUAGUAGAAAGCUGUAAAAUUCUGAGUAAGCUUGUAGCUUAUACAUCAAAAGAAUCUUGCCCAAGUAUUGAAAAAGCAGCCAAACUCUCUUAUGUGAGACUACGUCUCUUGAAUGUUGACAAGAAUAAUUGUCUUCGAGGUGACAUAUUAAAGAAGGCAAUAGAAGCUGAUAUAAGGGAAGGGUUUGUUCCAUUCUACGUAGCUGCAACACUUGGUACAACCACAGUGUGCUCAUUUGAUAAUGUAAAGGAAAUUGCUCAAGUCUGUAGUGACUACUCUCUUAUCUGGCUCCAUGUAGAUGCAGCAUAUGCAGGCAAUGCUUUUAUUUGCCCAGAAUUUAGAUAUUUGAUGAGUGGUAUCGAAUUUGCACGAUCAAUAAAUGUCUGUCCCAGCACGUGGUUUCUAGUCAAUUUUGACUGUUCAUGCCUAUGGGUCCAGAACUAUCAACACCUUAUUGAAUCACUGGCAGUAAACAAAUUGUAUUUGCAAGAUGACUGGGAAGAUGAAACUGUAGAAUUUCGUCAGUGGGCAAUAGUACUUGAUUAUUGA